AUGCUGGCCGAAGCCGUCGCUAUAGAAAGCGUUUCUGGAGAUCCAAGUAAACGUUCUCAAACUAUCGAGAUGGUGCACUGGAUCAAGGAACGUCUAGAGGAACUUGGAGCGCGAUGCACUUUGGAGCAUUUGGGAAAUCAGACCACUGACGGAAAACAGAUAGCGCUGCCACCUGCACUCUUAGGCCAACUUGGCGACGACAAGAAGAAGAAGACGGUUUUGGUAUAUGGUCACUUGGAUGUGCAACCAGCAGCGAAGGAGGACGGGUGGAAUACGGAACCAUUUGUAUUAACAGAAAUUGAUAACAAAUUGUUCGGGCGUGGUGCGUCCGAUGACAAGGGACCAGUCCUGUGCUGGAUCCACGCAGUUGAGAUGCUCCAUAAACACAAAGUAGAAAUUCCUAUCAACAUCAAGUUCUGCUUUGAAGCGAUGGAAGAAAGUGGAUCAGUUGGUUUAGAAGAAAUGCUAGAAAAAAAUAAGAAUAAAUUCCUCUCUGACGUGGACUUUACGUGCAUCUCGGACAGUUAUUGGUUGGGAAAGACAAAACCCUGCCUCACACAUGGCCUAAGAGGCAUUUGUUCGUUCAAAGUGGAAGUAACAGGAAUUCAACAAGAUCUGCAUUCUGGUGUUUACGGAGGCAUUAUACAUGAACCGCUUGCCGACCUCUUGUGGGUGAUGUCCCAGUUAACCUCGGUGGAUAACAGGAUUCUAAUUCCUGGAAUCUAUGACGAUCUUGCUCCAAUGACGAACGAAGAGAGCGCUCUUUACGACAAAAUCGACUUCAAUGUUCAGGAGUUCUGUGAGAGUAUUGGGGCGAAAAAAUUGCCUACAGAAGACAAGAAAACGUUGCUUGUUAGACGCUGGCGAGAACCCUGUCUGUCGAUUCACGGAAUUGAGGGGGCGUUCUCAGGAGCUGGCGAAAAGACCGUUAUUCCGUCUAGGGUCGUCGGGAAAUUCUCUAUCAGGAUUGUGCCUAAUAUGGAACCUGGAAAAGUCAACGAGAUGGUUCUCGAUUUUCUAAACGAAGUCUGGAAAACUAGAGGAUCUCCAAACACAUUUAGACCUCAAGUGGGUCACCAUGCGCUACCAUGGGUGGCGGACACAAGUAAUGAGAAUUUUAAUGCCGGUGCACGAGCGAUGAAACUUGUGCACGGUGUGGAUCCCGACUAUAUCCGUGAAGGCUGCAGCAUUCCAAUUACUUUGACGUUCCAAGAGUUGACUGGCAGGAGUGUUCUGCUACUUCCACUUGGCGCCGCUGACGAUAUGGCGCAUUCUCAAAAUGAGAAGAUUAACAAAGUGAACUACCUGAAUGGUGUGAAAACACUCCUUUCAUAUCUUCUUGAACUAAGAAAGGUUUAG
Messenger RNA from Angiostrongylus costaricensis, 1359 nucleotides. The record is from the annotation of a GenBank genome assembly. Lineage: Eukaryota; Metazoa; Nematoda; Chromadorea; Rhabditida; Metastrongylidae.